This is a messenger RNA of Saccostrea cuccullata (small rock oyster), 929 nucleotides long. Its product is annotated as epididymal secretory glutathione peroxidase-like. The record is from RefSeq and is a predicted model, not a curated record. Gene Ontology annotation, molecular function: glutathione peroxidase activity. Gene Ontology annotation, biological process: response to oxidative stress. The transcript is spliced from 3 exons. Lineage: Eukaryota; Metazoa; Mollusca; Bivalvia; Ostreida; Ostreidae.
AUUGCACUGGUUGAUGUUGUCUAUGAAGUAUGGUUUAGGACAAGAAUGAAUCCACUACUUCUUCCUUUGUUAUCUCUAACUGUUCUCUUACCUGCACAAUGUGCAAAGUGGUAUACAGUUUGCGACAGACUUCCAAACGAUAAGAGUUUCUAUGACCUGCAGAUUGUAGACCUAGAGGGAGAAAAUCGGACGCUGCAGGAGUUUGCAGGGAAUGUAACCUUGGUGGUAAAUUUAGCUACUUUCUGAGGGUUUACCUAUCAGUACCACCAAUUGAAUGCAUAUGUCAGCUUUAAUCCUAAACUUAAGGUCCUAGGAUUUCCGUGUAACCAGUUUGGCCACCAAGAACCAGCGGACAAUAAAACAGAACUUCUAAAUGGCCUGCAAUAUGUUCGUCCGGGAAGCGGGUUUACCCCCGCUUUCGAUAUAAUGGGAAAAGGGAAUAUAAAUGGAGAAAAGGAGUUAAAAGUUUAUACGUAUUUAAAGGAACGAUGUCGUCUUCCAGAUGAAGCCAAAUUUAACCCACACGAAUGUUUCUGGUCCAAAUUCAAGACACGAGAUGUUGCAUGGAACUUCGAGAAGUUCCUUGUAGAUGGAGAUGGCGUUCCUGUUUACCGAUUCCUGUCUGCUGUUGAACCAAUGGACAUUCUAAACAUCUCGACUGCUCUCCUUGAUACCAGGUCCUGUAACAGCUCCUGUAUUGAAAAUGAGUUACACAUACUGGAAUCAAAAUACCAAAAGGAAUAAAAAGCCGUGUUGGUUCUCAAAUACUAGUAGCUACAUAUGAUCUUCACUCACGUGCGUACCGUUUGAUCGGGUUUGGUAUUAGGCAUUGUUUCAAAUGUCAGGUUGGGUGGUCUUUUUCUAGAAUAUUUUUGUAUAAUAAAUUUUGAUGCAUUUAUGUUUUUCUAUGACAAAAUAAUAAACAAUUU